Molecule: messenger RNA, 654 nt
Organism: Hyphopichia burtonii NRRL Y-1933
Lineage: Eukaryota; Fungi; Ascomycota; Pichiomycetes; Serinales; Debaryomycetaceae
Gene: RPL10A
Product: 60S ribosomal protein uL1
Exons: 1
Coding region: 1-654 (217 amino acids)
Biological process (GO): translation
Cellular component (GO): large ribosomal subunit
Molecular function (GO): structural constituent of ribosome; RNA binding
Source: RefSeq, a predicted model, not a curated record
AUGUCUAAAAUCACUGCUGCUCACGUUCGUGAAAACGUUCAAAAAUUGUUGGAAUUCUCCAACGAAACCAAAAAGAGAAACUUUUUGGAAACCGUUGAAUUACAAGUUGGUUUAAAGAAUUACGAUCCUCAAAGAGAUAAGCGUUUCUCUGGUACCUUGAAAUUACCUCAAGUUCCAAGACCAAACAUGACCAUCUGUAUUUUUGGUGAUGCUUUCGAUGUUGACAGAGCUAAAUCUGUUGGUGUUGAUGCUAUGUCUGUUGAUGACUUGAAAAAAUUAAACAAGAACAAAAAAUUAAUUAAAAAAUUAGCUAAGAAAUACAAUGCUUUCAUUGCUUCUGAAGUUUUAAUUAAACAAGUUCCAAGAUUAUUAGGUCCUCAAUUAUCUAAAGCUGGUAAAUUCCCAACUCCAGUUUCUCACAAUGAUGAUUUAUACUCUAAAGUCACUGAUGUUAAAUCCACCAUUAAAUUCCAAUUGAAAAAAGUUUUAUGUUUAGCCGUUGCUGUUGGUCACGUUGAAAUGGAACAAGAUGUCAUUGUUAACCAAAUCAUGAUGGCUGCUAACUUCUUGGUUUCUUUAUUGAAAAAGAACUGGCAAAACGUUGGUUCCUUAGUUAUUAAAUCAACUAUGGGUCCAUCUUUCAGAAUCUAUUAA